AUGUCGAGAAAAUUCCUUUCAAUUGAUGAUGCUGUAGCUUAUAUCAACGAUGAAUUGACGAAAAGAGGGUACUUGUCGGAUGCAAAAUUGAAGUUUGGUACCCCUGCUGAUAAAGCAGAAGGCUCACAGGACCAAGAAGAACAGCUAUCCAGAGAUAAACUUACGAUCAAUGUUAUACACAAGUUGCUACAACGGGUGGAUACUCUGCAAGAGAAACUAAAAGUACAAGAUGAGCAUCUUCGUAAGUCUCAAGAUCAAUUAUUGCAGAGGGUCAAGUUAGCGGAAUCAGAAGUAGCAAAACUAUCGAAUACUCCCGAAAAGCAGCAUCGCGUCACUAAGGUAACCAAAAUCCAGUAUCGUGACAAGGAUACUAAACCGCUUGAAGCGAAAGUACGCAAACUGCAAUUGGAACUAGAGGAACAAUCGCUACAAUUAAGGCAAUACGCAGAUGGCGACAGACCAAAUAUCACAUGGGGAACAUCGCUAGGCCCCUUACUAGAUGCAGAUCAGCUCGUAAACGACAAAAGGCCUAACAUGAGCCCAGCCGACAUGCUAAGUCAUAAAAUGAGUCACGUGAUAGAUACUAACCAACGACUCUCCAAAGAUCUCAAAGCCGCUGUUGGACUGAUAUCUGACAUUAACAAAACCGUAUACACUCGAUUCGUUCUCCAGAUAGACCCCCCAAGCGACGGACAGGCCGAAGAGAAGGCGCAAGACCAAGAUGAUCUAGAUGAUAUUGCAAACCCUACUUUGAAAGACUUAGCACGUGAUUGGAAAGAUAUAAAAUCACAGUUACCCUGA
This is a messenger RNA of Kluyveromyces marxianus DMKU3-1042, 801 nucleotides long. RefSeq lists its product as uncharacterized. Bases 1 to 801 code for a protein of 266 amino acids. The record is from RefSeq and is a predicted model, not a curated record. NCBI's taxonomy places the organism in Eukaryota, Fungi, Ascomycota, Saccharomycetes, Saccharomycetales, Saccharomycetaceae. The transcript has a single exon.